AUGGGAUUUAUUGGCGAUGAUCGAGAGUUUAUAUCUGCUAUUGAAGAGGCUUAUCAUUGGGGUUCUAGACAUUAUUUGAGGUUACUAUUUGUUCAUAUGUUAUUGUCAAGUAGCAUAACCAGGCCAAGGCAUGUUUGGAGUAAGACACAACAUCUUUUGUCUGAUGGCAUUGUAUAUUCUCAACAGAUUAUUGCAAACAACAGAGGUAGUAAUAACUUCGAAAUAAUGAAUUUAACAUUGAUUGAAAUUGAGAAACUCCUUCAAAGAAACCGGAAGAGUUUAAGUGACAUUCCUGGAAUGCCUAAACCCCAAGGUUUUAUCCUUGAGGAGCUGGGAAACAAGCUUAUUUACGAAGAUAGAAGCUACAGUCAAGCUGAGCAGCUUCAAGAAUUCAACAUGCUAUAUAAAAAACUCACAGGGAUUGCAUCACUUUUACUUCCAGGUGGUCGGACGACACAUUCGAAAUUCAAGAUUCCAAUACCUACUCUCGAGUCUUCCACGUGCGACAUUAGCAAAGGAAGUGACUGUGGUGAUCUAUUAAAAUUAUCAAAGUUGAUCAUUUGGGAUGAGGCUCCAAUGGCUCACAGGUUUUGUUUCGAAGCAUUGGAUAAAACCCUCAAAGACAUCAUGGGUGGAUCCAAAUCAUCUGACAAGAUAUUUGGAGGUAAGUCUGGGAACAAAAUAAAUCCUUCUGAGCUGGAAGAGUUUUUGAAGUGGAUAUUGAAACUCGAGGAUGGAAAAUUAGCGGAACCUAAUGAUGGUUAUGCAGAGAUUGAUAUUCCUCCCGAACUGUUGAUAUCGGAUUUUGCUGAUCCACUUGAAGCAAUUUUUCAAAAUACAUAUCCAAAUUUUUCACUCAAUUACAACAAUGAAGAAUUUUUGCAAUCAAGAGCAAUAUUGGCUAGAACUAUUGAGACAGUUGAUCAAAUAAACCAGUAUGUAUUUGAACUUCUUCCAGGUGAGCAAAAAGAAUAUUUAUCAUCUGAUUAUGUGGAUACAAGUGAUGGUGACGACAAUGAAUGUUUCAAUGUAUUAACUCCUGAGUUUUUAAAUACACUCAAAUGUUCAGGCCUUCCCAAUCACAAUAUUACAUUGAAGAUUGGUACUCCGAUUAUGCUUCUUAGAAAUAUUGAUCAAUCAGAAGGUCUUUGCAAUGGAACACGACUCAUUGUUACAAGACUGGCAGAUCACGUUAUCGAAGCGAAAAUUAUUUCAGGGAAAAACAUUGGUGGUGUCGUAUAUAUUGCGAGAAUGGACAUUACUCCUACUCAAUCUCCAUGGCCCUUUAAGAUGACUAGAAGGCAAUUUCCUAUAACGGUGUGUUAUGCUAUGACGAUUAACAAGUCUCAAGGCCAGUCAUUGGAUUAUGUAGGUAUAUAUUUACCGAGGAGUGUCUUCAGUCACGAUCAAUUAUAUGUUGCAGUUUCAAGGGUAAAGAGCAAAAAAAGGCUAAAGAUAUUAAUUCACGACAAAGAUAACAAACCGUUGUCGACUACAACAAAUGUUAUUUUCAAAGAGGUUUUUGAAAACUUAUAA
Messenger RNA from Vicia villosa (hairy vetch), 1536 nucleotides. RefSeq lists its product as uncharacterized. Gene Ontology annotation, biological process: DNA repair; telomere maintenance. NCBI's taxonomy places the organism in Eukaryota, Viridiplantae, Streptophyta, Magnoliopsida, Fabales, Fabaceae. The coding region runs from base 1 to 1536 and encodes 511 amino acids. The record is from RefSeq and is a predicted model, not a curated record. Gene Ontology annotation, molecular function: DNA helicase activity. The transcript has 5 exons.